AUGGCCAGUCAUAUCAUUGGCAAUCGCAACAGCACUCCCGAGGCUUCCAAUUCGACACUGCGUCCACCUUCCUCAUCUCGAAAUCUCGGAUCGCACCAGCUGCGGGCAUCGGCAGACAUGUCCGGAUUUCCCUCGCCGCUGUCCGCCCGAAGCAUCCGUCCGUCAUCGGAAGUGUUCUUCAACCAGCAAUCUCAGGGCCAGAAUGCGACGGAGGACGCUUUGGAUCGUGCUGCUCAGCAGUGGCUCGCCGACAUUGACCAGUACGAGACCACAUUGGAGGAAAUGGCGGCUGCCACCCUUGACCAGGACUUCAAGGAUGAACUCAGUGCCAUCGAGCAAUGGUUCCGCGUGCUGAGCGAAGCCGAGAGGACUGCGGCCCUCUAUGCAUUGCUCCAGCAAACCACUCAGGUGCAGAUUCGGUUCUUCAUCCAGGUCUUGCAGCAAAUGUCUCAGGGCCACCCGAUGUCCGGCCUGCUCUCACCUGCGAACUUUGGCGAAAAGGGCAUGUCACAGUCCCCACGUCCUUCAUUGAGUCUCACUAACCUUGAUUCUAUAGAUGCGAUGUCCAGCCGCAUGAGCGACGCCAUGUCGAAGCUCAACAUGGAUCCCUCCCGCAACUCCCUUGGGCGCCCCCCGCCAUCCCCUGGCGCAAAGCGCAACUCCGGUCUCGACCCCUCGACCAUCAAUGCGAUGUUCCCGGAUGCCGCCGCGGCUAUCGCGAAGAAGAAGGCCGAGUUCACCCAGCAAACUGGCAACGCACCUCCCUCGAACCGUAACAGCGCAGUCUUCGACCGUACCUCUUUUGUAGCCCCCACCAUCUCGGCCCCCGACAACAACUCAGACAGCCUGGGUCAACCGCCUGCUUCCCCCUGGGCCCAACGGGGCCUCUCGGACACUCAGCCUCCUAUCGCUCGCCCCAAGUCAUCUUCUGGACAUCAGCCCAUGGGUCAGUUCAGCCAGCCCUCGGGCAUGCGUUCGCCCCUCCCGCAAACCGCCAAUGUGCCUUCCAGUGACAUCGAGCCUCCUUUGCUUUCGCCUUAUAAUGUCGGAAACCACAGUUGGGCUUCAAUGACUAACACCCCGAUGACUGCAACAUUCGGCCAGCAGUCGCACCAAAACCCCAACAACCAUGCGGACAUGGUUGCUAAUGCCACGGCAAUGAAGCUGGCAGCUUUGUCGACGGUCAACAACCGCAUUGCUUUGGAUGACGCGCGGAAGUAUCGCCGCUCCCGUUCCAAUGACGGCCAGGGCAGAGCCGCUCACGGCAACCCCAGCAUCAAUCAAGGAUUGGCUAGCCCAGGCCUUGGUGGUCAACAUCUGGUAGCUGGGCAGCUCCUCAACAAUCAGCAGCUGGCCGCAUUGCAAGCCCACCAGCAGGCGGCCAUGGCCGGCAGACGGUCCCGCCCCACCUCCCCCGGCAUUGCGAUGCAGGGUGGUGGUUUGACUCCGAUGGGAUUCACCUCCCCUCAGAACAAUGGGUUCCUGGCUGCUUAUGAUCCGAACAACCCUAUCAUGGGCAAUGGCAUGGGCUCGUUGAACAUUGGCCAAUUUGUUGGCAGUGAAGGCUACCUGUCGGAUCACUCCGAGGUUGCACGAGGCCGCUCCCCACGGGGUCGCCGGGGCAGCUCCAAGCCCCCCGAGGAUCCUACUGACCCAGCUCUCCUGAAGGACAUCCCCAGCUGGCUGCGAUCCCUCAGGCUGCACAAGUAUACCGACAACCUCAAGGAUCUGCAGUGGACAGAGCUCGUCGAUUUGGAUGACAAAGCUCUGGAGGACCGCGGUGUCAACGCUCUUGGUGCACGUAAUAAGAUGCUGAAGGUCUUUGAGCAGGUCAAGGAGGCCCGCGUUGACGGCAAAUUUGAAAACCUUGUCUAA
This is a messenger RNA of Penicillium olsonii, 1875 nucleotides long. Lineage: Eukaryota; Fungi; Ascomycota; Eurotiomycetes; Eurotiales; Aspergillaceae. The record is from the annotation of a GenBank genome assembly.